AAUUUGCCUCUCUCUUUAUUCUUCUUUCAUUAUUCCAAAUUUUUAUUAUUCAUGAUUGUUACCGCUCACAUUAAUAAUAGCUAUUUUCUUGUUCUUUUCCGCGCCGGCAGUAACGAACAUUGGACAUUUUGUGAAUACCACAAUGGGCACUAGUUCUGAAUAUUUUGAGAAAUUCACAUGGAGAAUUGAAGAUUUCUCUAAAAAGAAUGGCAUGAAAUUAAAAUCUAAAGAUUUCAAAAUCCGGGGUUAUACAUGGAGGAUCCUUGUUCAUCCACUGAGGAAGGAUGUUGACCAUUUUACAUUUUAUUUGAUGGUGGCUGAUUCUUUACCACCUUAUGGAUGGAAUAGAAACACAUUUUUCAAGUUGGUUCUAAUUAAUCAACUGGAUAAGAAAAAGUCCAUCAUAAAAGAGACUCAACAAAAGUUCAAUGGAGGAUAUAGGUGUUGGGGUUCAUUUUUCCUAAAUCUUAAAGACUUCAAUGACCAUAGGAAAGGGUAUCUUGUGAAAGACACAUGCAUAAUUGAAGUUCAUAUUUGUGUCUCCAAUUUUGCACCCAAAAUUCAUGACAUCAAUUCCUUGAACCAAAAUUCAACUCCAACAAUAGAUCAAUCCUCAGAUGAGAGGGAAAUACUUAGUGCAAUAACAUCAAGUUCUACUUCUAGUCCAAAUGAAGAAGGCGAAAUUAAAAGUUCGGAUUUAACACUAAGAGAAUUUCUAGAUUUCGAUAGCUUAAAACCCGAAGAAAAAUAUCUUAUUCCACUCUUAGACGAAGUUUGCACUUGGCGUCCGUCUUUGAUACAAAGUCAAAUGAAUAAAACUCGUUUGUUUCGACAAUGGGCGUUUACGUCAUUAGGUCAAGUUUUGCAUUUUCUUAAGACGAAAAAUGUGAAAGAAAUGAGUGAAGACGAUAUCAAGAAUCUAAGAAGUGUGUGGGAAGAACUUGCGAAAUCUUCGGAAUUUGAUUUGAGUUGGUUAGAGCCUUAUGUUCAAUCUGCUUUAGGUGUGAAACCUCAUUUGGAAAGAGCAAAGAAAUUGAAGAAAUUAAAGGAUAAAGUUGUUGCUUUGGAUAUUAAAAUGAAAAUGCUUAGGGAUGAAUUAACAGCUUCACAAGCACAAUAUGAGGUUGCAAGGAGAAGCUUAUCAGAAGUAAGAAAUGGUUUCAAAGAAAUGAAUAUUAAUGCUCCUAUAGGUUAUGCUAUGUUUUAAUUAGUUUUCUUUUUAUAAUUAUUUUAUUCUUUAGAAUUUCACUUCUUAAGAUGAAUAACCGGAGAACUAAGAUUAAUAGUUUUAUAGUACUAAUUAAUUAAUUCAUUAAUUUAAUUUAUUGUAUAACAUGGUGAAAUGUUUUAGUUUUAGAACAUAUGCAUAUGGUGAAAGGGUAGAAAGUUUUAUUUCCUGCAUCCUUAUAGUAGAUGGAGUGAAACUAUGGCUCUGUGUAUGAUAAUUUAAACAAUAAUGGUAAUUUUUUUGGUUUUUUUCUUUUCUGUA
This is a messenger RNA of Trifolium pratense (red clover), 1489 nucleotides long. RefSeq names its product MATH domain and coiled-coil domain-containing protein At3g58200-like. Lineage: Eukaryota; Viridiplantae; Streptophyta; Magnoliopsida; Fabales; Fabaceae. Bases 143 to 1207 code for a protein of 354 amino acids. The transcript is spliced from 4 exons. Gene Ontology annotation, molecular function: protein binding. The record is from RefSeq and is a predicted model, not a curated record.